Molecule: messenger RNA, 1137 nt
Organism: Apis dorsata (giant honeybee)
Lineage: Eukaryota; Metazoa; Arthropoda; Insecta; Hymenoptera; Apidae
Product: oxidized low-density lipoprotein receptor 1
Exons: 6
Coding region: 227-1063 (278 amino acids)
Source: RefSeq, a predicted model, not a curated record
AUCGCGCAAAAGCGUGAAACGUAACGGCCAAAUUUAAUAAAGAAAGUGACUCAUUUUUUCGAAGAGGAGAGAGAGAAAGUGUCUCGUACGAACCUCGACUCUCGAUAGUCUUACUUCGCUCAUGAACGAAAGUGGAUCGAGCAACUGAGCAAUAUUCAAGAAGAAAUGAAUGUGGUAUGAUAACAAUUAAGAGGUCGUCUUUAUUUUAUAGAUAUAUACGUGUACCAUGAAACAUAAACUAUCUUUUUGCUUACUUUCCAUGUUAUUCUUUCAAUUAUGUAUUAUGGAAAUUCCAGAUAAUUUAUAUUCGGUAUCCGCUAUAAAUUCACUUAACGUUUCAAUGAUUGAACCAUUAGGAAUAUGGGGUGAAAUUCUAGAAAACUGGACUAUUUCCGAUUCAAAAAUAACCAGAAUGUCGAAAGUGAUGAAAUUGGGAGAUAAAAGCUUAACCGUUACAAGCAAAAUAUCGAUGCCAAACAAACGAGAAGUCUCUGAAACAGAUCUCUAUUUACUUGGUGCGAUAGAGAAACUUGUCUACAGAGUAGAUUUUUUAGAAAAUCGUCUUAAAAGAGCAGAAGAACUUCUGUAUUAUGUAAUUUCUGGAAAUAUCAACAAAAAAGAAUCCUGUCCCAGUAAUUAUUCCAAAAUCGGCCAGAAUUGCUAUCACUUUAGCAAUCGUGAAUUCGAUUGGAAGUCGUCAGCAAGUCUUUGUCGAGGAAUGGGCGGCCAAUUAUUAGAAUUUGAUACUAAUAAUGAAAAACACGACGUAAUAGUUAAUUUACAAACGAAUUCUAAAUUAAAAGGUAAAACCUUUUGGACAGGAGGAUUAAAUCCAGGUCUUCUUUGGAUCUGGGCUAGUAGUGCAAAACCAGUUUAUCAAAAUACUAAAUACACUGUUCCUGGUGAUGGCAGAUGUUUAAAAUUAUCUUACAAUUCUACAUCUAGAUUGUACUCUUAUCAAAGUGAUGAUUGUGGCGCAAGACACAAAUAUGCUUGUAAAUUGACAAAAGAUGAUGAUUCAGCAAAAAAAAUUGAGAAAACUGCAAAAAUGUUGAACGAAUAGCAUUAAAUGUAAUAACUAAUAUCUAAUAACGUUUAAUAAUUCAUUGUAUUUAUUGCAUAUAUAUUUAUUUGAUU